Molecule: messenger RNA, 3994 nt
Organism: Rattus norvegicus (Norway rat)
Lineage: Eukaryota; Metazoa; Chordata; Mammalia; Rodentia; Muridae
Source: RefSeq, a predicted model, not a curated record
AUGUUUGUCAUUUCUGUGCUGUCAGUUACUGUGAAAGGCAAUCUUAAGCCAUUAGAGUAGUUCAAGAAUCCUCAACAUUGGACAAUGCUUUGAGAACCAGAGAGGACCUAUGUAGCCUAUGGCUGCAUCUGUAAAGCAGUUAAUACUUGAUAAAUGCUGAUGAUGCCGAACAUAAUAUGAAGGCUGGAUGCUCAGGGAUAAAACUUUUUCUAGUGAGUGAUAUUGAGGAAUUUGUUGUUGAUGAUUAAUUAAGAGAGUAAAUUAAUAUAAAGAGACAAGAAAUGCCUUCAUGAAAAGUUAUUUUUAAAGUUAUCCUUUGCAGAACUUCCUCAAAGGCCAACAAAAUACAGCAUAUAAAGAAAUGGUAACAAGAGAAUAAACAUUAGUAAGAAAAAUCAUUGCAAAUGCAAGAAUGACAAAAUUAUAGACCAAUUUCUCAAGAUUACAACUAAAAUUACAAAAAAAUGGGACUACUACUGUCUUGAAGGAAAAAAAUAGUCACCCUCUAGAGGUAGCAGGCAGACAGAUGAAAUUGUGAGAUGCAACUGUUGAAUUCUAACAUUAUGUAAAUUGGUUUUAUGCUGCAGAGACAUGUGUAGAAGUGACAUGAACAAAUGCUUAAUUUGUCUUUCAUUCAAUGGAUUGGAGAGAGAAGAGAGAACUAUAGAUUUUCAAACUACAAGAAACACUUCGAUUUACAAGAAAAUUUGUCUCUGCACAACAAAGAGCAAGAAGCUCUAGAAUACUAUAGGCAAUGGCCUUACAUUAGGAUGCAUGAAAGACAGGUCUAGGUAAUUCACUCAGAAAGGCCUAGGUAGUAAAAUGCUACAAAGUACAGAAAACUGGCCUCUCCCUAAAAUGGAGAACCAUGAUUGGUAAUGUUUGUUGAUUUCUAUGGUGCUCAGUUACAAGUUGAACACAUGUUGUGUGGAGAGGGAACAGAUGCACACAACUGACUCUUAUGAGCCACAAUAAGCAUCUGGCUUCACCCUGGGCCUGGGGACUUCUCAUCCUCUCUUCCAGACACUUCGUAAAUGAGCAGGAUACUGGGCACUAGGAGAGUCCAGGCUCUAGGGAUCUACACGACCACUGUGCAAGGCACCUGGGGCAGACUUCUACAAGAAACAAUUCACAGGCAUGUGAGGGUCAAUGACAAAAUGGGCCUUCAGUUUCUCCUCCAACCACAGCCCAGGUCAUGUCUCCUUAGCAGCAGUGUGCCCUGGAACUGCUGUAAUCUGACAACUUAGGGAGAACAGAUAGAGCUGAAUUCUCUCAGUAGGCAGGUAACUGUUGAACACGGCACCUGACAGUGCUGGACUCAACCUGCCUUCACCUGGGCUACAGUGCCCCAAGAACUGGGCUCCUGAGGACAUUUUGCCUCACAUGAUACUGCUCCCCAACUUUUGCUGACUCUGCACUACAACUGUCAGCUAUCUAGAAAUCUUGAUUACCAAGCUGAACGUCUGCCCUCUUCAGCACUAGCAUGAGCAGCAGCAGGAAGCAGAAAUCUCUGCCUUAAUCAUUCCUGACUGCCACCCAAGUUUCCCCAGUGAGAACUGACAGGGAAGAAUGGAGCAGGAACCACAGGAACAGAGCCAAUAGGAAAUGAAGGGACUCCUCUUGACACUUCAGCAGGAUAGUUCCCCUUUUCCCAUGUGUCUUAAUGUUCAAAGACCACUGCUCCAGAACAGACUUUGUAAUCUGUAAAGAGCCCAGAAGGGAGAGCAGUAGAAGCCCAGGGUGAUCUCAGGGUUGAUGGAGCAGGUGCAGCAUAAUUAACUGAGAAGUAUUUGGGUCAAAUACUAAAACUCGGGUCAAUAACAACAUACUGAAAUUUUUACUGUAUUUCACAUUUUCAAGGUUUUAUUUCUCACGUGCCACUUCUGCAUAUUUAAAGGAUACAGGGGACAAUUCAGUAUGUGUGCAGUGUGUAAUAAGAGCCAGAGUAAUGAGAAGUCAACUCUGGAUACCUCAAAAAUCUGUCUUAGAUGUUUUAAAAUAUUCAAAUAUGACUUAUCAACCAUAGUCACCUUGCUGUGCUAUUGAGUAUGAGAAGAGUUCUACUGUCCAGUUUCAGCCCUGUCCUGUUUACUGUCCUCUCUCCUUCCAAACUCUGUCCACCCUUCUUCCAAACUCUCCUCUUCCAAGACUCUGUAACCACUGCUUGACUCUUAAUUCUGUGAGACAAGCUUUCUAGAGAUUUCAUAGCAGGAUUCACAUGGAAGAACUGUCAUUGACAAUCAAGAAAAUCACUUUCUGUUACCUGUGAAGAAACCCAGUAAGGAUAGAAGGAAUACAGACACUGCAGUCAGAACAUCUGCUAAUGGCAGGUGUUAGAGCAGGACCACUGCAUGACAGCCGGGUCCCCGAUAGUCACUGUCUCGGGUAGAGGGAUACUUUCCACAUUGCUUCAUAGCAUCUUUGCAAGGACUCAUUGUCUUUGAUAGAAAAGUAAAUACAGAAGCUAUUGUUCCUGACCAGUUCCUCAUCAAAGGAUGGAGAUUUCAAAUAUCACAGAAACCUACCCCACAACCACAGAAUAUGACUAUGGGGACUCUACUCCAUGCCAAAAAACUGAUGUAAGAGCCUUCGGGGCUGGACUCCUGCCCCCCCUGUACUCUUUCGUGUUUAUCAUUGGAGUGGUAGGCAAUAUCCUGGUGAUUCUGGUGCUCAUGCAGCAUAGGAGGCUUCAAAGCAUGACCAGCAUAUACCUGUUCAACCUGGCUGUCUCUGAUCUGGUCUUCCUUUUCACUUUACCUUUCUGGAUUGACUACAAGCUGAAAGACAACUGGGUUUUUGGUGAUGCCAUGUGUAAGCUUCUCUCUGGGUUUUAUUACCUGGGCUUAUACAGUGAGAUCUUCUUUAUCAUCCUGCUGACAAUUGACAGGUACCUGGCCAUUGUCCAUGCAGUGUUUUCCCUGAGGGCCCGAACUGUCACUUUUGGCAUCAUCACCAGUAUUAUUAUUUGGGCCCUAGCCAUCUUAGCUUCUAUUCCUGCCUUAUGCUUUUUCAAGGCCCAGUGGGAGUUCACUCACCAUACCUGUAGCCCUCAUUUCCCCGAUGAGAGCCUGAAGACGUGGAAGAGGUUUCAGGCUCUAAAGCUAAACCUCCUUGGACUAAUUUUACCUCUGUUAGUCAUGAUAAUUUGCUACGCAGGGAUCAUCAGAAUUCUGCUCAGACGACCCAAUGAGAAGAAGGCCAAAGCCGUGCGUCUGAUAUUUGCUAUUACGCUUCUAUUCUUCCUCCUCUGGACCCCCUACAAUCUGACUGUAUUUGUUUCUGCUUUCCAAGAUGUUCUAUUCACCAAUCAGUGUGAGCAGAGCAAGCAGCUGGACCUGGCCAUACAGGUGACUGAAGUGAUUGCCUACACCCACUGUUGUGUCAAUCCAAUCAUUUAUGUCUUUGUGGGUGAGCGGUUCCGGAAGUACCUUCGGCAGCUGUUUCAAAGGCAUGUGGCUAUACCGCUGGCAAAAUGGCUGCCCUUCUUCUCUGUGGACCAACUAGAAAGGACCAGUUCCUUAACUCCAUCCACAGGAGAACAUGAACUUUCUGGGGGCUUCUGAUUCAGACCCUAGGUGUCAACCAAGGUCUAGAGGAGAAUGAGGGGGAUAGUAUAUAGCUCUCCAAGACAGAUACUGACAGCUAUUACAGUGGGGAUUCCCAGUCUUGUAGGGUCAAAGGGAACUUUGAGGUCGCUUAGGUACAAGUCACCUAUUCAAUGGUUUCCUUGAACUUCUCUCUGUUAAAAAUGAGAUGAAUAAACAAAGUGGGACAUUAUAGAAAUGGGGAUAAUGAGUGGCUUGGGCCCAACAAGUGAUGGAUCUGUAGUUAUUAACCUAAAAACAAAACCACUACUUUUACUGAAAUCAACACCUAAUGAUGUGAUAUUCUGAGAAAAAUUUAAAGCAUUGUAAUAAAGAAUUUUGUGUAUUUUCAUAUUGACAUAUAUUAUAAAGUAGAUGUUAUGUCAAAAUUAAAACUGUAGCAAACUAAA